This is a messenger RNA of Physcomitrium patens, 2648 nucleotides long. The record is from RefSeq and is a predicted model, not a curated record. Lineage: Eukaryota; Viridiplantae; Streptophyta; Bryopsida; Funariales; Funariaceae.
UUGCAAGCCCUAAAUCUGGUGAGAAUGCCAUGCUAGAGCUCAAGAAGAGGGAGGAGAUUUGUGGGAGAGAUCGUGAGGGUCGCAAGUCGAGUUGGCUAUGGUGGGGGAACCCAAUGACUUUCCAAAUCCAGCAGCCGCUUUACUGCAGCUAUUCGGUGUCAAUGCAGAUUCGAUGAAGAACUAAGCUUGUCGAAGGAAUUUAAUCCUAAACCUAUUUUUUACCAACUGCAAUCUCGUUGCCAUCAAAACUUAAGACGUGAAGUUUCACUCAGCCGCGGCAUUGGAGGGAUGUGAAAAUUAGUACUGAAACUUUCCGCAUGUUUCAAAUUGAACGUGAUGGACUCUACCGGAGAUGCGCAGUGGUUGAUGCGCUGUUUGAACCAACCUUUAUCUAAUCCUCAUCGGCGGCACUACUGAAGAAAUCCUCUUCGUUGCCUCGCACGCAUGCAGUAUCAAUGAAGGGUGAUGUUUACCUCCAGGGGCACUGGCAUGACCUCAAUUAGAAAUAUGGGAAUUGGAACAAGAAAGCUGGGGAGCAGUGGGCGUCUUUUAGGUCCACAGCUCCUGCCAUCUCCCUCGCAUGUCUCCGAUCUCGUAACAGCUUGUGUUCGAUUCGCUCACUAUGGAUAUGCUAAAGAAUGUUCCCCGGCCGCACCGCCGGAACUGCCACUACAAAGUGCAUCUGCAUUGCCACCAUUUGCUUGGCUGCUCUCUUUUACCCCAUUACUGGGAGCUAGUAAAGAUAUCGCUGAUAUUAACAGCCGUGAGCAACAUAAAUGUGUGAAGGGGAAUUCUUUCGCAUCGAGCUACACCGACCAGGAGGUUGAAGUGGUGAAACGGACAGAUAUCCUUGUUGGUGAAAUUGAGGGGGCAGCAGAAACUCCAUGUGAAUGGGCUUCAUUUGUUAGUCCUGGUAGUGAGGGCAUGGGUGCUGAAGCUUCUCCGCCAGGUGCUGAAUCGAGUCCUACAUCUCCUCUGGAGGAGAAUAUCAAUGGGACCUUCAGCAAAGAGUCUAGUGAGAAAAUCCUUUCUCAAAGCCAUGUACUCAGAUUAAAGCUCAGCGGCAUUCUUUCGCUCGUUCCUAGUCACUCAAAACAGUUCAUGGCGGAGAUGCCUGGCACUUCGUCGACCUCACUCACGCAACGACAUUCAAAGGCGGACAGCAAGAUAUGCUCUGUUGCAAAGAAGGAAUAUUUUUCCCGCAUGAUGAAUGGUUUGAAUAUGGGCUCGAAUAUCUCUUCAGUUCCUUGUUGUGGUGCCUCAGGGGGAUACGUUGGCAGAUAUAUUGAUGCCUCCGACAUGGGUGUCCGAGCCGAUUCAUUUUGGUGCGAAGACAAAUUCAAAGACGGAUGGAAUGUAGACCCGUGGCGUUUCGAGCAGCGGAACAUCCUGAUUAGGACUUUGCAUGUUAUGCGGUGCGACUCUGAAUCCCUCAAGAGCUACAUACCGACCUACAUACAUCCAGUAAUGAUGAACAAUUCAUCGUCGACAGUGAAACAAGGUCCUUGCAAACUGGCCGAUGAUGAUCUACACGAUGUUCGGGAAAACCUUCUCAAGGGUGACAAGGGAUUAAUUCAGAUUGUAGAGAAAGAUCACGUUCCCGAACCUGACAAAGAUGUUAGUGUUGUUGAGGCGUCUCAACCGGAGAAUGAACUGAGGGACCAGUCAGCAAGUCUGUGGACUCAUGGUUAUUCAAAAGCGAAGAAACAGUGGUGGAAGGAACUUUUAGCCGCAUUCGGAUUAGCAGUUUGGCUAAUUACUGGAGCAGUGCUUGCUGCAAAGGCUCUAGGUGUUCCAAACCUGUUAGUUAGUCAGAACGUGGCCUACAGCGGCUUUUGGGGGCGUCCUGAAGACGACCAAACAAAAAGCUCGAAUCAAGGAGCGCAGACGGAAAUAUUGGAGCUCAGUUCCAGUAAUUUUGAUGAGGUCAUUAUGAAAAGAUCCACAUUUGUUAUGUUUUACGCACCAUGGUGCCCUCACUGCCAACACUUGCAUCCUGUUUGGAAAGAACUUGCCAGUGUGUUGAGCAGGGAAGGAUGUGAUGUUCGGCUGGCAAUAGUGGACGCUACAAAACAUGCGAGGCUUGCAGACAAAUACGAAGUGCAAGGAUAUCCUUCACUAAUCAUGUUUAAGAGAGGAGUACCAGCUGGUCGACACAGAGGACCACGCGACAUAAGCACCCUUAUGUCCUUUAUCAAUCACAAAAAGUAGGCGCUGAAUGAUUGACUGCAUUUCUGCAGUUGAAUUCCCAGAUGAUGCUGCGAACCACCCAAUUCAACCUUCGACAACCAAAUCUUGUCCCUCUUAUUGAACAUUAGCACCUCACUUUUUGCUCUGAUCAAAUCUUUGCCCUGAAGCAAAUGUAAUGUUCGUCUUCGUCACGAAUUCAUAAGCAUAAAGGUUACUAUUAGUGCUAUGAAAGACUAGACUCUAGAACUUUAUGUUUUGCCACAGUUGUGCGGCACAGGAGGAAAUCGAAUUCAUCUUGACAAAGCUUUGUUACAAGUUGGGCAUGUGCUCUGGACAUUUUAGAAAUCAAUGGUCUAAAUCACAGUGUGUUGGGAUUGUUUGCAUGGUUUUCCUUCUACAGGGCAUGCCAAUUAUUUACAAUCAUGCCCUGUGCAUUAACUUGUUCGUUGUUGCAGUUA